CUCGUGUGUACGGUAGGUACCGUAGCCGAGCUGGAAUCUGAAUCGUUCCUUACCUUUCCUGCUUGGCGUUCACAUUGCUUGCUCUUUGCAUGGAGCGAUAGGCAACUUCAAUGCUUUCACGAGGCGCUCAUCCGCUCAUUCCGACAUGGUGUAUGGCAUGCGCUCGAUUCACGAAGCGAGGAUCAAGAAUGGGAGUCUCGACUAUUCUGCAAAGCGCACGUGUCCGUGGCGCCUGGAACCUGCCUGCCUGCGAGCAAAAGGCAAGCUCAUCUCCGUAGCGGUCAGGAUCAAUAGCGGCGGGGCGUCACUCGACUCGACUUUGAUCAAAUCCAAAGACGCCUCAGGCUCGCCGAUUGAAUCGGACGAAGCCACUUGAUCGGGAGGCCAGCAGAAAUGGAGCCUCUUCUCUCGGCGUUAGCGGCGUAUAGUUAGCAAUCCGCUCGCAGACGGAUCUGCUUCCGGAUCUUCAUAUGGGCGACUGAUUGGACGGGUGCGUGCGUUCGCUCUACAGCUGAGAGACCUCGCACAUUCGACGAGUAGAUAUGCUUGCGACUUGGAACCCCCUCGCAGACCCAAUGCCUCUUCUAUUCGUGAUUCGCGAUUCUGUAUCUGAGCAUUUCACACCGCACCACACCCGGACGCCUUGGGAUUGAGACGCACACGCAGUCACAGUGUGGAUCAAAAGAGUAUUAGCGCGCCUCUGCUGUUACCGGUGGGUACAGUGGUGAGUAUAAUUAGCAGAGCCCGCCGCCGCGUCAUCAAUCACAGAUCAGGCACGCGCGGAGUCACGAGUCUUGAAGCUCUCCACCGCCAGACCAGAC
This is a messenger RNA of Ceraceosorus bombacis, 821 nucleotides long. NCBI's taxonomy places the organism in Eukaryota, Fungi, Basidiomycota, Exobasidiomycetes, Ceraceosorales, Ceraceosoraceae. The record is from the annotation of a GenBank genome assembly.